GACGGGCGAGAUAGUGGAGGCGACCCGAGUGACGCAGAAUUCUGGAAUCACCCUGUGGGCUCACUCACACAUACUUUCUCCCUCACAGUUCACUCUCGCUCUCACCCUGGCUUCUCACACUCCCUCUCACACUCUUAAACAUUAUCUAUAGUGACUUUCCCUAUAACAGUCCCUAGUCACAGUCCUAGAGAAAGGCGCCGCCGUCACAGCCGAUCCACUGAAGAAGAUGACGGGGGACGGGGUACGCGGGCUAACGGGGGUACGAUGGCUCUGCUGGCUCUCCUCGACUAUAAUUGCCUCUUGGGCCAUCCCUGAUCAGUGCUUUGAACAGAGGCCGAAAGGGCCGAUGGCCGAGAGUCGCACUUUGGGCCGACCAUGGGAAAGAGGCGAUGUGCAUGAAUGAUGGGAACCACACCGGGCGGCUUGCUUGGGGACUUGGGGGACGACGAUCAAGCUGUCCGACAUGAUGAGGGAGAUUGCGUGUGGAAGGCCAGUGUCGGUCGAGCCGAAUUCUUAAGCAAUUCAACCACGCCGAAGCCUUCACUGGGCUCAUUAGACGGCAUCGUUUCUCGACAGGCACCGCGAAGCGGCAGCGGUGCAUCUGGCCAGUGAGCCCCUCAAAGCGAGCGUCGGCCCCAGGAUGAUAUUCGUAGUGUAGACGCCAGACGGUAGUGUAAACAUGGAGGUUACACACUACGGAGUACUCUGUACACUAAACAGCUCGAGGGGUGGAGAGCAUAGCAGAGUGUGACGCAGACACGGGAGGAGCCCGUCUGAGGCAGAGAGGCAGACAGGUUGAUUACGACGAGAUAGAUGGUGGAGGGGCCGAGAUGGGGGAACAACUGGGGCAGAUAGGAGAAUGAAUGCAGAGUGGUGGGUUGUGGCAUUGCGGCUUGAAACAACGGGAUACGUACGUACGUACCCCUCCCUCUCUCUCUCUCUCACUCCCUGUCUCUCUCUCUCUCUUUCGCUUUCUCGCCUUUUUCGCUUUCUCGCCUUUUUCGCUCUCCUUAGCGGGUUCGCGAUGGGGUCGUCAAGUUUUGCCUGCCGGUGAGGUUCUCUAUGGAUCCUCAAUGGGCCCUGUGGAUGCGUCUUGUAAUGGCCCCCUCCUCCAAGAUUGGGACCCGCGGGAGAUGAACGACAGGGCCACCGGUCCAAGAUUGGCUGCGGCGGCAAAGGAGGUGCCGAUUGCGUCUACUUCUUUAUGCUUGAUUCAGUGCCGGAGGGCGUCGUCUACUGGAGCAGUGAGCACCCGACCGACGGGGGGCCACAACACACACCCGGUCAACGAUGAGCUAGGAUGUGCCCUUGACUCGGGUCUGCAAAGUACAGUACGCGGAUUGGCCGUUGGUGGCCACUGGCCGCGGUAGAUGGAUGGCAGACAAGCUUUGUUCGUUGGACGGCACCGAUCAGGAGGCCGAACGAACGACGGGGGAGCAUGCCGCGCAGAGUGACGCUGGGAAAUCCCAGAAACUCCUCCACCAACGGUCAGCUCAACCAAAGACAGGUAGGCGCGCGUGUGUGUAGGUGUGUGUGUAGGUGUGUAUGUGAGUGUCACAGGCAAUGGGAGAAGAAGGAUGACGACGCCUAUCAGGCGCAGUUCUGACAUGGUUGGAAAGGACAGGAUGGCCACGGUAGUCUCCCGUAAGUGGGCUGGGACCAUGGGCAACGACGGACGAGCGGGAAAUUUUAAGGUCAAGGUGAGACUUGGACACGCAGGCUGAGGCGGCUUUGCUUCCCCGUGCGAGACGAUGCUGGGCGUACGUGCUUGCGUUGAGCGUCGCGGCCGAGGGAUACGGGCUCGGGAUGUGGGAGGCGGGUAAACGGAUGACUGGUAAGAUUGGUAAGAUUCUGGCCCAGCCAGGUCCGACACCAUGGGGAAACGGGUUCGGGAGGGCGAGAGGGGACGCGGAUAGAUACAAGAGACUACGUACGUCUUUCGGAAAGCGGGAGGUGGUU
This is a messenger RNA of Colletotrichum destructivum, 1959 nucleotides long. RefSeq lists its product as uncharacterized. NCBI's taxonomy places the organism in Eukaryota, Fungi, Ascomycota, Sordariomycetes, Glomerellales, Glomerellaceae. The transcript has 2 exons. The record is from RefSeq and is a predicted model, not a curated record. Bases 864 to 1370 code for a protein of 168 amino acids.